Molecule: messenger RNA, 2132 nt
Organism: Abrus precatorius (Indian licorice)
Lineage: Eukaryota; Viridiplantae; Streptophyta; Magnoliopsida; Fabales; Fabaceae
Product: protein NRT1/ PTR FAMILY 3.1-like
Exons: 4
Coding region: 39-1892 (617 amino acids)
Biological process (GO): transmembrane transport
Cellular component (GO): plasma membrane
Molecular function (GO): transmembrane transporter activity
Source: RefSeq, a predicted model, not a curated record
CACACUACCCAAUAGCCACUAAUCCAGAAAGAACAGAAAUGGAGACAGAGAAGAAAAGUAUCUCUAAGGGCAAUCUAGAGAUGGUGGAGAAAAAAGAGGACCAAGUUCUACACAACAAGACCAAGCACCAUCGACGAGGAGGCCUCAGAACGUUACCUUUCAUCCUUGCAAAUGAAGUAUGUGACAGAUUUGCAACUGCUGGUUUUCAUGGUAACUUGAUAAGUUACCUGACACAAGAGCUGAACAUGCCAUUGGUAUCUGCCUCAAACACACUGACAAACUUUGGAGGAACAUCGAGUUUCACUCCUCUCAUUGGGGCUCUUAUAGCAGAUUCCUUUGCUGGCCGAUUUUGGACCAUUACUGUUGCUUCUCUCAUUUAUGAAAUGGGAUUGGUUAGUAUCACAGUAUCAGCUAUACUACCAAAUUUGCGUCCCCCACCAUGUCCAACACAAGUGAAUUGCCAAGAAGCUUCAUCCUCACAACUAUGGAUUCUCUACAUUUGUCUUCUCCUCACAUCUAUUGGAUCAGGUGGCAUUAGACCUUGUGUUGUGCCCUUUUCAGCAGACCAAUUUGAUAUGUCCAAAAAUGGUGUGGCAUCAAGGAAGUGGAACCUCUUCAAUUGGUACUUUUUCAGCAUGGGAUUGGCUUCUCUAAGUGCUUUGACCAUUGUGGUUUACAUUCAAGACAAUAUGAGUUGGGGUUGGGGCCUUGGAAUUCCAACCAUUGCCAUGUUCAUAUCCAUCAUUGCCUUUGUGUUGGGCUCACCACUCUAUAAGACUGUUAAACCAGAAGGAAGCCCAUUGGUUCGUUUAGCCCAAGUAAUUGUGGCAGCUAUAAAGAAAAGAAAGGAACCUUUGCCAGAAGAUACCAAGCUUUUGUACCAAAAUUGGGAACUUGAUGCUGCUAUUUCUUUGGAAGGGAAGCUUUUGCACUCUGAUCAAUAUAAAUGGUUGGACAAGGCAGCAAUUGUCACAGAGGAGGAGGAGGCAAGAGAUCCAAAUGUAACACCAAACUUAUGGAAAUUAGCCACUGUUCACAGAGUUGAAGAGCUAAAAUCUAUAAUUAGAAUGCUUCCAAUUUGGGCUUCUGGGAUUUUGCUUGUAACUUCUUCAUCACAUCUACAUAGCUUUGUGAUUCAACAAGCUCGAUCAAUGGAUAGACACCUCUCUCCCUCAUUCCAAAUUUCACCAGCUAGCAUGUCUAUUUUCAGUGUUCUAACCAUGAUGACAGGAGUUAUUCUCUAUGAACGCCUUUUUGUUCCCUUUGCUCGUAGAUUCACUAAGAACCCUUCUGGAAUCACAUGCUUACAAAGAAUGGGAAUAGGCUUUAUAAUAAACAUAGUAGCCACUGUGGUUUCAGCACUAUUGGAAAUCAAAAGGAAAUCUGUUGCUGCCAAGUACCACUUAUUGGAUGAUCCAAAAGCCACUAUUCCUAUUAGUGUGUUUUGGUUAGUACCACAGUAUUGUCUCCAUGGGGUGGCUGAAGUUUUCAUGUCUGUUGGACACUUGGAAUUUCUCUUUGAUCAAUCACCUGAAAGUAUGAGAAGUAGUGCUGCUGCUCUAUAUUGCAUAACUACAGCCAUCGGGAACUAUAUUGGUACAUUAUUGGUAACCUUAGUGCAUAACUAUACUGGUAAGGAGAGGAAUUGGUUGCCAGAUAGGAACCUCAAUAGGGGUAGAUUGGAGUGCUAUUAUUUUCUUGUUAGUGGGAUUCAAGUUAUAAAUCUUAUUUAUUAUGUAAUAUGUGCUUGGUUUUACGCUUACAAGCCCUUGGAAGAAAUUAGUGAAAAGAACAAGGAAGAUGAUUUGGAACAAGCCAAUGAAAAUGUCUGUUCUAUCAAUUUAAAAGAUGGUAAGGAGGAAGAAAAGAGAGGAUUCACAAAAGAUGAAUGAAUUGAUUAUGCCGUUGAUAUAGUAUUUAGCAUUGUUGAACUGCGAUGAAUGCUCAUUCCUCAUCAAAGUGGCAUAUGCAAGCAUGUCUUAUAUUUUAGGUCAUUUUGUACUUCUUUAAUCAUUUGAAAUUAACAUGUCAUUGUUCAAAUAUUAAAUGUUGUUAAUGUAACACUUUAUUCUCAAAAUACAAUGUAUAAGUUCUACUUAAUCCUUUAAAAUAAAUUAUCAUUUGCAGAAUCU